Corticium candelabrum is the source of this 1538-nucleotide messenger RNA. RefSeq names its product inaD-like protein. The record is from RefSeq and is a predicted model, not a curated record. Lineage: Eukaryota; Metazoa; Porifera; Homoscleromorpha; Homosclerophorida; Plakinidae. The transcript is spliced from 2 exons. Gene Ontology annotation, molecular function: protein binding. The coding region runs from base 287 to 1327 and encodes 346 amino acids.
CAAAAAUAUCCAAACACUUCUUUCCACGGACUAUCUCCCAGAGGUCAAAUUGGCACCAGAUAGUGGCGAUCUCUUAUUUAACGUCUGUGCAGAGUGAGAACGCUUCAGUUGCAGUCGGGGUCCCAAUAGGGGUUCACAAAGCUCAACCGCGACCGCAUUUGUCAUUUACUGACACUAGAUUGACCGCUGAAGGCCGCAGACCUUUCAGACAUGUGUCAUUGACGACGGCCGUCACACGAUCGGUUCGUAUUCGCACAUCAGUCGGACGCUAGAGGCUCACGCGGUGAUGUCGUCGACCAGUCUGGCGAGCAAACGCAACGCAGCGCUCAUACUCAAAGAGGAAUACCUCGACAAAUACGCCGGACGCUUCAUCAAGACGUGGCACAAACGCUACUUCGUGCUCGCGCCCCAGAGUCUCUGCUAUUUCAAGGUAAACGAAGACUCGCCGACCGCCACAGCGGCCGCCGACAAGAAACCCAAGGAUCCACGUGGCCGCCUCUUUCUCGCGACAAUCACCGAGAUAUCUCUGUGUCCGAGCAAGAAACGCGAGUUUGCGUUCAUUAUACGAACGGGAAUGAAGCAGAAGUUGUUACUCGCUGCGUCUUCAGAGCAGCAGAUGUGUGAGUGGAUUGACAUUAUCAAGAGCACGAGAGAGAGGGAGGAGACUGAGGAGAAGACGUGCAAGUUUAGACAGAGUUUGAGGCGCUUGAAGGCUGAUUUGAAGCGCGUGUCGUUGGUGAAGGAAGGAGGGAGUAUCGGGUGUACGAUUAAGAUUGCUGGAGGGCCAGUGUUGGUGAAUAGGAUCUUGCCUGAUGGUCCUAUUGCACAGACUGGUGUGUUGAAACCAGGUGACCAGAUUCUUGACAUCCACGGAAAGAGCAUAACAGGACUCUCCAUGGAAGAAGUCGUCAAAGUCAUUCGAGAUGCACCGACCGUCUUCAUCGCCACCAUCCGACCAACCACCUCAAUUCAACGACCUCCCGUCGACCCACACGCCAAACCCACAUCGUACGCCGUCCUAGACUAUGACAAAAUGUCUGGAGUUAGAGAGAGUAGAGUGUCCAAUGAAUCAGUAGGAGAAUUCAACGAGCCUGGACUCUCGAGUGACGAACACAGUGAGGAAGACUUAUUGAAUCCUGACCAUUCACAGACUGAUACUGCAGGUAUAAAGCAGUCUAGACUAGAAACACGUGCUCGUCAUGCUCCGGACCAGCAAUCAAGAGCAGGUUCGGGUAGUGAGAAAGCCUUGUCAUCUAAGCCAGUCUAUUACGCCGAGUUGGAGUGGGGAAAUGAAGGUGUGAAAGAAAAAACGACAGAGAAAGAGUAGGUCAUGUGGAGUGCCACUCAUUGGUAUGGUUGGUGCUGCUUGUGUUGCUGAUUUUCUGUGUGGAAGGACUGACUGACCAGUUGUGGGACGUAAGAUGUUCGGAGUUGCGUUUCUUGCUGCAUUUGUGGUGCAUGGCGGAUAAUGUAGUGAGAAGGCGACGAAACAUUGAGUUGCUGUAAUAAAAUAAAAUUGAGUUUAUUUGGAAGUAAAA